UACAAGGACUAAGGAUAACCACCAAAAUGGCGCGCACGAAGCAAACCGCGAGAAAAUCGACAGGCGGUAAAGCCCCCAGAAAACAACUAGCGACAAAAGCCGCUAGAAAAAGCGCUCCAGCGACUGGAGGCGUCAAAAAACCUCACAGAUAUCGUCCAGGGACCGUCGCUUUAAGAGAAAUAAGAAGAUAUCAGAAAAGUACAGAGCUUCUUAUAAGAAAGCUGCCGUUCCAACGAUUAGUCAGAGAAAUUGCUCAGGAUUUCAAAGAGGAUUUGAGAUUUCAGAGUUCAGCUGUAAUGGCGCUUCAAGAAGCGAGUGAAGCGUAUUUAGUUGGGUUGUUCGAAGAUACGAGUUUGUGCGCAAUUCACGCUAAGAGAGUUACGAUAAUGCCUAAAGAUAUUCAAUUGGCGAGAAGAAUUCGCGGUGAGAGAGCGUAGUAACUAUAUUACAGAAAUAUUUAAUUAAAUA
Molecule: messenger RNA, 468 nt
Organism: Nymphalis io (European peacock)
Lineage: Eukaryota; Metazoa; Arthropoda; Insecta; Lepidoptera; Nymphalidae
Product: histone H3-like
Exons: 1
Coding region: 27-437 (136 amino acids)
Cellular component (GO): nucleosome
Molecular function (GO): DNA binding; protein heterodimerization activity; structural constituent of chromatin
Source: RefSeq, a predicted model, not a curated record